CUGUAUCCUAUAUUAACCACCUAACCUAACUUCAUUCCUUUAGGCAAGUGACUUUAAUUAUUUGUGUUCAUAUAUUUAUAAAAUGGAAAAUAAUACUGAUAACUCCGACCAAAAUAAUUACAGCCCAUUGUCGGUUCAAGACGUAGACGUAGAUUUUUUACCGAUUGUGUACGAAAUUAUACGAAGUGUGGAACGCGAUUUUCAUGAUAACGCUGCAAAGGCUCGUGAAUCUGCUGACUGUAGUCAAAGAGUGUUAGAGUUACAGAAGAAAUUGGACAUCGCACGUUCACAGAUCAAGCGUUUACCUGGUAUAGACUACAACAAACAAGACCAAAUAAAACAAUUUGAAAUCCUUAGCACUCAGCUGAAAUUGAAACAAGAGUUAUUGCAGAAUUAUCGAAAUAUGUGUUCAUUUGAGACAUCAUUCAAGUGAUUUGCAUCAUAAUGCCUCUCCGUGCUUUAUUUAAAUAUUUGGCAAACAAUGAACAGCUUGUACAGAGAAUUGCAGAGUCAUAUCCUGUGAGACGGGCUGC
Messenger RNA from Achroia grisella, 533 nucleotides. RefSeq names its product mediator of RNA polymerase II transcription subunit 9 (gene MED9). The record is from RefSeq and is a predicted model, not a curated record. Gene Ontology annotation, cellular component: mediator complex. Gene Ontology annotation, molecular function: transcription coregulator activity. Lineage: Eukaryota; Metazoa; Arthropoda; Insecta; Lepidoptera; Pyralidae. Bases 83 to 433 code for a protein of 116 amino acids. Gene Ontology annotation, biological process: regulation of transcription by RNA polymerase II. The transcript has 3 exons.